This is a messenger RNA of Acanthocheilonema viteae, 940 nucleotides long. Lineage: Eukaryota; Metazoa; Nematoda; Chromadorea; Rhabditida; Onchocercidae. The record is from the annotation of a GenBank genome assembly.
CAUGCUUACAUCGAUAUAUCUCAAAUUUUCCAUUCGCAUUCGCUCACAGUUAUCCGUUCAUUCCAACCAACGAUACGACGACUAUUCCGUAUGGUGGUGCCAUUCCAACAGCCAUUCAUUCCGGACAGUCUCUUAUCGAUCCAAAUGAGUACCAUUUCGAAAAUAUGGCCUUAAAGGCACUUGGUGGUUUCAUUUUGAUACUGAAUGAAAAUGGUGAUAUUUAUUACGUAUCAGAAAACAUCGAAACCUACCUUGGAUUUCAUCAGUCGGAUAUUCUUCAUCAAUCGUUAUUUGAAAUGAUUCAUUCGGAAGAUCGAGAAGAUGUUAAAUUACAGUUAGCUUGGAAUUACAAUGUUCCACUUCACGUGACCUGUUUACAGGACAUUUUAACACCUGGUGGUAUGCCUUAUUUGGAACGAAAUAUUAAUGCUCGAUUUCGUUGUCUGUUGGAUAAUACUUGCGGAUUUCUGAGGAUAGACGUACGUGGAAAGUUGAUGAGUCUUCACGGUUUACCGCAUUCUUAUGUACUAAACAGGAUUGAAAAUCAUUCAUCCGGCAAUAUCGUUCUCGGUUUAGUUGCCAUUUGUAGUCCAUUUGUUCCACCGAAUAUUGCUGACCAACAACAAAUGAAUGAUCCGAUCUUGAAAACGAAACAUUCUCUUGAUUUUACGCUUGCUUCAACAGAUAAUCGAAUGAAAGAUUUGCUAGAAUUGGAUGAGAAGAAUUUGCCACACAGCUUUUAUAGUUUAGUCCAUGUGCAGGAUGCGACAUGUCUUGCUGAAGCACAUAAAGAAGUAACAAAGAAUGGUGCAAGCGGUAUAUUAAUUUAUCGCUUAAUUAGCAUGCGAAGUCAACGUGUAUAUUGGAUUCAAAGUAGCUGUCGGAUGUUUUAUAAAAAUGGUAAACCGGAAGCGAUUGGUUUAACACAUCGACUUUUAAC